Molecule: messenger RNA, 2115 nt
Organism: Camellia sinensis
Lineage: Eukaryota; Viridiplantae; Streptophyta; Magnoliopsida; Ericales; Theaceae
Source: RefSeq, a predicted model, not a curated record
AUGAGGCAAAAUGGAGUUAUGAUGAAAGAGAUAGAAGGGCUUGAAGUGGUGGUUGCUAGUGGUGGUUUGCUGGCAGAAGAAGGAGUGAAAACAGAUUUGUCUGUACUAAAGCCAAUAGGAAGGGAGGCGCUUAUAAUAGGUAUUUCAUCCCUAAUUCUCCCUCUAAUGAUUGGUAUAGCAAUCGUACAAGUGUUCAUAGGAGAACUUACAGGAGAAAAGGAGGGUUUAGAAAAGAUUUUAUACCCUGCAAUUUUUAUACAAUCUGUGAGCCCAUUUCCAGUCAUCGCUCUCUUCCUCAAGGACCUCAAAAUCAUCAACUCAGAGCUUGGUCGAUUAGCGGUAUCUUCAGCUGUCUGCAGCGAAAUGCUAAACAUCUCUAUGGUUUGCAUUAUUAAGAUGUUUAAAUCAUUCAUGGACCUCCGACAAUCAGCAGCAGGUAUAAUUCAGAACGUUGGAUUAACCAUCGGUCUCGUACUCAUCAUCGUUGUCAUUGUCCGGCCAACAGCGCUCUGGAUGAUCAGACAGACACCAGAAGGUAGGCCUGUCCGGGACUCGUACAUUUACUCCAUCAUCCUGGUUGUUUUGCUGGCUGGUUCAUUUACUCAAUGGAUUGGACAUACUCCUAUAUUAGGGGCCAUUCUCACGGGAUUCGCCAUACCAGAUGGACCGCCACUCGCAUCUGCAUUGUCUGAUAAGCUCGAUUCCUUCGUUUCCGGUUUGUUUUUGCCGAUUUUCAUAACCUUGAUUGCCUUGAGGGUGAAUCUGCUAUCCAUCAAUCUGCGUAGCCCUUUCGCGGUUUCCACUAUCAUCAUGGUCCUUGCGACUUUCUCAGCAAAGGUUUUUGCCUGCAUGAUACCGGCAUGGAUUUGUAGGGUGCCCUUUAAGGAUGCUCUUGCCCUUGGCUUCAUCAUGAGCUCAAAAGGCAUUGUUCAGAUGUCCCUUUAUAGUAUGUUCAGAGACGAACAGAUUUUCAACGAGGAGAUUUUUGCAUUGUUGGUCAUUAGUACAGCAGUGCUAGCAAUAGUUGUUCCAAUCCUUGUAAAACAGACCUAUGUUCCAUCAAAGAGAUACACAGGGUACCAAAAAAGAAGCAUUGUGGAUUCCGAAAAUGACGAGGAGUUAAGGAUGGUGAUGUGCAUCCAUAGGCCAGGCAACAUCCCUGCUUUCAUCAACCUCCUAGACGUCUCAUGUCCGAGUAGAGAAAGCACCAUCGCAGUAUUUGUACUUCACCUUAUUGAGCUUGAAGGCCGAGCCGCUCCUCUCCUCAUCACACACCACCUUCAACAGAAAAAUGACAACACCUACUCUCAAGAUGUCAUCUUUGCCUUUCGUAAGCAUGUGAGGCAAUACCACGGCACCAUAUGGGCGCAGGCCUUCACAGCAAUCUCUCCACGCAAGCUAAUGCAUGAGGAUAUAUGCAAUCUUGCUCUUAAGAAAGUAGCUGCCCUCAUAGUAAUCCCAUUUCACUGUAAAUGGGCCAUUGAUGGCUCCAUUGAGAUGGAAGACUUCAGCCUGAGAUCCCUCAACUGCAAAAUCUUUGAUGCUGCUCCUUGCUCUGUUGGAAUCCUCAUAGACCGUGGUCGUAACCAAGUGCAGCAAGCCUCAACAACCCAAUUGUCAUCACAACGCGUUGCUGUGAUCUUCUUCGGAGGAAGAGAUGACCGGGAGGCAUUGGCUUUCGCCAUACGCAUGGUUGGAAAAUUGAGCACUCACCUAACCGUGGCUCGAUUCACUACUACGGUAGGUGGAGCAUACAGUGACAAGGAGGAAAUACUUGACUCCGAUGCAUUGGAUGAUAUUAAAAGAAUUGGCAGGGACAGUGUUCCGUAUGUCGAGCAGGCGGUGAAGGAUGGCCCUGAAACUGCAUUGAUAGUUCAUGACAUGGUGGAUGAAUUUGACCUCAUAAUAGUAGGGAGACAUAAGAAUGUCUCUUUCCCACAAAUAUCAGGUCUAGAAGAAUGGAGUGAAUUUCCAGAGUUGGGGGUGAUAGGAGACUUUCUUUCCUCAUCUGAUCACAAAGGUAGAGCAUCUGUCUUGGUGGUGCAGCAACAGCGACACAAGAUCCGCUAGUGUGCAGGAAGACAUAGCAAAAGCUAUGUACCUUGAAAAUGUAAU